AUGCAGAUAGUCAGACUGGAUAAGCGGUUUAGAAGAAUGAAUUUGUUUGAUGUUGGUGGAUGCAUUGUUGAUGGGAUUGAGUACCUUGAGGAAAUUUUGGAGUCGAGUAUGAAUGCUACUAAAGAAGACGACAAGAUUCUGUAUAUGCCUUUGAUAAUUGGAAAACUAAAGACAGAUGGAUUUACUGAAGAGGACUAUAGAAACCGGGUCUUGGUUGUAUGUGAGAGUUUACUAGAUACUAACUCUGUAAGUAAAUUCUUGGAACGUUUUUUCAAAGGAUUCACAGUAAAGCAAGUUGGAGAAUGGAUGGAAGUGGAAUUUUGCUGUUCUUCUGAUGCAUCAAGAUGUUUAUGCCUUAGUAACAAAGAAAUUGUUUUUUAUAGACCAAAGAGAUACAUUGAACUUCCUAACGAGCCUGAUGUGAAAAUAAACGGAAGCAAAUACUGCCAGGACACGCUUUGUAUAGAAAAUAAGAUUAUUAUUGGGCCAUUAGAUGUGAACCAUGCUGAUCUUAGGGAUGCACUGGACAGGAUUGCACCUCUUAGAAGCUUUAGAGUGUGUGAAAAUCCAAUGUAUUUUACAUUUAGCUUUCUGGAUGAUGAUUUCUGCGAUGCAUUUGUGAGAGUUACAAGCCAUAUUUAUAUGAAUGAUUGUAAAUGCCCACUUAUAUCUAAAAAAGCAUAUGAUGGGUGUGUGUUACUGGACCUUGGAAGAAAUAUCCCAAGAUUUGCACCAAGAAGACUUGCAGGGCGAGUUGCAUUGAGUAAGGAGAGAACACGGAUUGUUAUUCUCCUAAAUGUUAUUUCAUCAUGUGAUGAUGUUACAGAAGAUUUUUUGCAUGAAGUAGAAGAGCAAUGCAAGAAUUGUGGAGACAUACGGAGUGUGGUUAUUCCUGCUUUAAAGCAUGGAUUUAAAAGACAGCCAGGAAGCUCAACGAUUUUCAUUGAGUGUGGAGAUGUUGAAACAUCCGAAAAUGUGUAUAGAGAGUUUGGAGGUCUUAUGUAUGACGAACGAAUAGUUAUUGCAGGAUAUUAUCCUGAGAUGAACUAUGUGGCAGGUGAGUAUGAAUAA
Molecule: messenger RNA, 1071 nt
Organism: Ordospora colligata OC4
Lineage: Eukaryota; Fungi; Microsporidia; Ordosporidae
Exons: 1
Coding region: 1-1071 (356 amino acids)
Cellular component (GO): U2-type prespliceosome; nuclear speck; commitment complex
Molecular function (GO): poly-pyrimidine tract binding; pre-mRNA 3'-splice site binding
Source: RefSeq, a predicted model, not a curated record